Toxorhynchites rutilus septentrionalis is the source of this 985-nucleotide messenger RNA. RefSeq names its product astacin-like. Bases 1 to 891 code for a protein of 296 amino acids. The transcript is spliced from 5 exons. Gene Ontology annotation, biological process: proteolysis. Lineage: Eukaryota; Metazoa; Arthropoda; Insecta; Diptera; Culicidae. Gene Ontology annotation, molecular function: zinc ion binding; metalloendopeptidase activity. The record is from RefSeq and is a predicted model, not a curated record.
AUGAACGGCUGGAUUCGUUUGGCAAUACUAACCGUGCUGCUCUGCGGCAUUGUGACUGCUCGAAGAGGACGGUUCCGGGUUCCAAUACGGAAAGGGCAUAAGCGUGGAGAUCGUCAUUUUGCCAUUCGGCCUCACGAUGAAGUUGGUCGUCGUAUGCGCCAUUAUAAACGAAGCGUGAACAAGACAUUCCCGUUCGAGCAAGGCAUGGGCAUCUAUUUCCAAGGCGAUAUUAUGCUGAGACCUGAACUGGAAGAGAAUGCCAUACGUUCAGACAACAAUCCGAACGUAAGAUGGCCUAAUGGUGUUGUUCCAUUCAAAAUAACUGGAAAGUUCACUGCUGAUGAGAUAGCUAUCAUCAAGAAAGCUUUGAGUAACAUUUCUGCUCAAACAUGUAUCCGUUUCGUUGAUUGCCAAAAUGGUCAAAUAUGUUUACCUAUCGAUAACAGUGCAUCUGGUUGUUGGUCGUAUGUUGGAAGGAGUGACUAUCAACAAUAUAACAAUGUGAAUUUGCAGACUCCCGGUUGUAUGACAACUGGUACCGUAACCCAUGAAAUUUUGCAUGCUCUUGGACUUUAUCACGAGCAUAUUCGUCCUGAUCGUGAUGAAUAUCUCCUAAUUGACAGAAGCGCAUUAUUACCAGAAUACAACACAACUACUUUCUGGGCUGCCAAUUACGAAAAGAUGCAAUACCCACAGGUUGAAUUGUUCGGCCUUUCGUACGACUAUGGAAGUGUGAUGCAUUAUUCGAGAUAUGCAGCAGCAGCCAGCUCCAACAAGCCGGUAUUCGUAAAUAAAAAACCCUGGAACAAAGAUUUCGGCAAUGAGGUCGGUAUGUCAGCAAGUGACAUUACAAGGGUCAAGAAGAUGUAUUGUAACGCUCUGUCUGGAUAGACAUCCUUGGAUGUUAAUCCUAUAUCCGGCUUUGUAGGUUUUACAGUUCAAUUUCCCUAUGAUAAACUCUCAAAUAAAACAUAUUUCGCAGAAU